Messenger RNA from Prosopis cineraria, 1383 nucleotides. Its product is annotated as UPF0481 protein At3g47200-like. Lineage: Eukaryota; Viridiplantae; Streptophyta; Magnoliopsida; Fabales; Fabaceae. Bases 1 to 1383 code for a protein of 460 amino acids. The record is from RefSeq and is a predicted model, not a curated record. The transcript has 2 exons.
AUGGCAAAUUCCACAAAAGAUUUGUUUAACAAACUGAACGAAGCAGUGCAGAAACUGGCAAGCAUGGAGAGGGAUGAUGAUAAUAAAGAUCAUCACACUUCAUGCCCCAAGAUUCAAAAGGUCUUACAUCAUCAGAGAGGUCGAAAGAAGUUUGCAAAGUAUUACUUUCCCAGGUUUGUGUCAUUCGGUCCCAUUCAUUACGGUGAACCACAUCUCCAGCUAGGAGAACAGUACAAAUAUUUGUGGGCGUCAAUGUACCUUCAAGGUAAGGACCGAGACUCGAAACAUCAAAAGAUUCUAGAAAACAUCAAGAAUCUGAAAGAUCUCUAUACAAAAGAUGCUCUGGGAGAUUUCGAUGACAACAAUGAGAAACUGUCGGUGAUAUUGUUCGUGGAUGGAUGCUCUCUGCUUCAAAUCUUGCUUAAAUUUGAUUUCAAGAAAGCAGAAGAUCUGAAGAUCAAAGCUGACCUACUUGCUCUUCUUCGCCAGGACGUGCUUUUGUUAGAGAACCAGCUUCCUUUCCAACUUCUGAGUCUUUUAGCGAAUGACGACAACUUCGUCAUUAGAGCUAUAGACAAGUUUAUUAGUCGCUUUCAACGUUUCACCUCCCAUAGACCUGAGGGACAGUCGUCGAGGCAACGAUUUAUGGAGGAGGAGGAGGAGAUUGGUGAGCGGGAUUUAAAUAGUGGUGGUGAGGGAAAUCGUGAAGAAAUUGAGGUGCGGCUAAUCCAUCCUUCUCCUCCUCCUCAUCUUCUUCACCACCUUCGCAGUGAAAUGCUGCGUGGCUUUCACCCAAAAGAAACCAAAUCAAAACACAAACAUAGAUCAAGAACAUACAGGAACGUCAUGGAGCUGAAACAAGCAGGCAUUCGAGUUAAGAGAAGCAAGCCAAAAAGCCCUAUCGACAUCUCAUUCCACUCAACUUGGUUCGGUGGAAGACUCAAACUUCCAAAAAUAGUCGUCGACCACAUCACAGCACCGACGUACCUGAAUCUCAUAGCGUACGAGACAUUGCCGGAUUUCCAGAACAAGCACGAGAUCAGCUCGUAUGUGGAGUUCCUCGACACAAUGAUCGACCACCCCGAGGACGUGAAGCUGUUGCGAGCCGCCGGAGUUCUGCUGAACCGGCUUGGGAGCGACGAGGAAGUGGCUAAAUUGUUUAACACCAUAGCCGCAGACCUGAAGACUGAUGCUUCCACGUAUGCGUAUGUGACAGAGGAGAUAGAGAUGCAUUACAAGAAGAGGUACAAGACGUGGCUUUCUCAAGCUUUUCAUAUGUAUUUCAGAUCGCCAUGGACCAUCAUUGCAUUCCUUGCUGGUUUUUUGGCUCUUUUUCUUACUGCUGCUCAGACUUGGAUAACAUUCUAUCCCCCAAAACAAUAA